GAGAAGGAACUGUUUUUACAAAAUACAGUAGAGAGAGAAGGCAUGCUUGUCGGCCAUUAGAGCUUCAAGCCAAAGCAAAACUUGCUUAUCCUUCCCAUAAUAAUCCUUAUUGGAAUAUACACUAAUCGAUUCUCAUCUCUAUCUCUCUCUCGCUCUCACCUUUUUUUCUUUUUGCUAGUUUCUCUUUUAAUUCUUGGGAUUGUGGAGCUGAAAAAGUUUUUGGAUUUAAAGUCCCUUUAUUUCACCUUUUGGGUUUCUGAUUCUGCUUGAUUCCCAGAUCAAACUAUGAUCUCUUUUUAUUCCAGAACAGUAAAUGGGAUUUCUCCGGGUUUUAUCUCGAAUCACUGAAUCUAUUUGAGGAAUCGAAAGAGAAAGUUGAGCGAUUUUCUAGUUUGUCCCCAAGCGAAUAAUAAUUUUGAUUUGCCGAGAAAUAUUUAUCAGUUUUGGCUCCUGCUUGGCGGCUUCGUCGAUGGCUUCACAUUGGUGUUGAAGUUUUAAAAUUGUUCCUUUUUGCCAAGGAUGAAGUUGAGAGGAUCAAUGAGUUGGGUCUCUGAGUUCAAGACAGAAUCAAAAUCAAUGUUUGGUGGAGUUUUGUUUCUCUUGACACUUCUGGUUUGGACAUCAGAAAGUUUGAACAGCGAUGGUCAGAUCCUCUUGGAGCUGAAGAAAAGAGGAUUUCAAGAUUCGUUGAACCGUUUGCACAACUGGAACAACAUGGACGAGACACCUUGUAAUUGGAUAGGUGUGAAUUGCAGCUCAAAUGGCGAUACUAGUAAUAACCUGAUGGUGACAUCUCUUGAUUUGGCUUCUAUGAAUCUCUCUGGCGUAUUAAGCCCGAGCAUUGGCGGUUUAGUUAACUUGGUUUAUCUUAACCUCGCGUAUAACGGGUUAACUGGAGAUAUCCCUCUGGAGAUUGGAAACUGUUCAAAGCUGGAGGUUAUGUUUUUGAACAACAACCAGUUUGGUGGUUCUAUUCCGACCGAGUUUGGGAAGCUGUCUCAUUUGAGAAGCUUAAACAUUUGCAAUAACAAGCUUUCGGGUCCUUUGCCUGAAGAGAUUGGUGAUUUAUACGAUUUGGAAGAGCUUGUGGCUUAUACUAACAACUUGACCGGUCCAUUGCCUCGUUCUAUAGGAAAUCUCAACAAGUUGACGACGUUUCGUGCGGGGCAAAACGAGUUCUCUGGGAGUCUCCCUACUGAAAUCGGUAGAUGUUUAAACUUGAAGCUGCUUGGUCUUGCGCAGAAUCUCAUUUCUGGAGAGCUUCCAAAGGAGAUUGGGAUGCUUGUUAAACUUCAGGAAGUGAUUCUAUGGCAGAACAAGUUUUCAGGGUCAAUUCCUAAAGAGAUUGGGAAUCUAACAAGGCUUGAGAUUCUGGCUUUAUACGAUAACUCCUUUGCUGGACAGAUACCAUCAGAGAUUGGCAACAUGAAGUCUUUGAAGAAGCUUUACCUGUACCAAAACCAGUUGAAUGGGACAAUCCCAAGGGAGCUAGGGAAUCUCUCCAGAGUAAUGGAAAUCGAUUUCUCUGAGAAUUUGUUGGCUGGUGAGAUUCCAGUUGAGCUGAGCAAGAUCAGUGAGUUGAAGCUACUGUAUUUGUUUCAGAACAAGCUAACCGGAAUCAUACCGAAUGAACUCAGUAUGUUGAAGAAUCUGGCGAAACUCGACCUCUCCAUCAAUUCCUUAACCGGUCCUAUUCCAUCAGGUUUCCAGAAUCUUACUUCAAUGCGUCAACUUCAGCUCUUCCACAACUCACUCAGCGGAGUAAUCCCUCAGGGCCUCGGCUUGUACAGUCCUUUAUGGGUUGUUGAUUUCUCAGAGAACCAACUCUCAGGGAAAAUACCGCCUUCUAUCUGUAACCAAUCUAAUCUCAUCUUGUUGAAUCUCGGGUCUAACCGGAUAUUUGGAAACAUCCCACCAGGUGUGUUGAGCUGCAAAUCGCUCUUACAGCUUCGUGUAGUUGGAAACCGACUCACGGGUCAGUUCCCGACCGAGUUAUGCAAGCUUGUCAAUCUUUCAGCUAUAGAGCUAGAUCAAAACCGGUUUAGUGGACCAUUGCCUCCUGAGAUAGGCGCUUGUCAGAAACUGCAAAGGCUUCACCUUGCAGCUAACCGGUUUUCCUCAAACCUACCAAAAGAGAUCAGUAAACUCUCCAACCUAGUAACUUUCAACAUUUCAUCAAACUCUCUCACCGGACCAAUCCCUUCCGAGAUAGCCAACUGUAAGAUGCUUCAACGACUUGACCUGAGCCGGAACAGUUUCAUUGGCUCUUUACCUAGCGAGCUUGGAAGUCUUCAUCAGCUAGAGAUACUCCGACUCUCGGACAAUAGAUUCUCUGGCAACAUACCGUUUACCGUUGGAAACCUCACGCAUCUAACCGAGUUACAGAUGGGAGGAAACUUGUUUUCAGGAAGUAUACCGCCUCAGCUCGGUUUACUCUCGAGUCUCCAAAUCGCAAUGAACUUGAGCUACAACGAAUUCAGCGGCGAGAUACCAUCAGAGCUUGGGAAUCUUUAUCUGUUAAUGUACCUUUCUCUCAACAACAACCAUUUAAGCGGCGAGAUCCCAACCACGUUCGAGAACUUAUCAAGUUUACUCGGCUGCAACUUUUCCUACAACAACCUAACCGGACCACUACCACAAACACAGCUCUUUCAAAACAUGACGCUAACAAGCUUUCUCGGAAACAGAGGACUCUGCGGCGGACAUUUGAGAAGCUGUGACUCUAACCUGUCUUCUUUGUCCAACCUCUCAUCUUUAAAAUCAGGUUCUGCUCGUCGUGGGAGAAUCAUCAUCAUCGUGUCUUCAGUCAUCGGCGGUAUAUCUCUUUUCCUCAUAGCUAUCGUCGUUCAUUUCCUGAGAAACCCCGUGGAGACAAAACCUCCUUACGUCCUCCACGACAAAGAACCGUUUUUCCAAGAAUCCGACAUUUACUUUGUCCCUAAAGAAAGAUUCACCGUCAAAGACAUCUUGGAAGCAACAAAAGGCUUCCACGAAAGCUACAUCGUCGGUAAAGGCGCUUGCGGAACGGUUUACAAAGCGGUUAUGCCGUCGGGGAAAACCAUAGCGGUUAAGAAGCUCGAAUCCAACAGAGAAGGAGCCAACAACAACAACAACACAGACAACAGUUUCCGAGCUGAGAUUCUUACACUAGGCAAAAUCCGUCACAGGAACAUAGUCAGGCUAUACAGUUUCUGUUACCACCAGGGAUCGAACUCGAACCUGUUGCUUUACGAGUACAUGUCUCGUGGAAGCUUAGGAGAGCUGCUACACGGAGGUAAAUCUCAUAGCCUUGAUUGGCCGACCCGGUUUGCGAUCGCUCUCGGUGCAGCGGAAGGUCUUGCUUACUUGCAUCAUGAUUGUAAACCGAGGAUCAUACAUCGAGACAUCAAGUCUAAUAACAUCCUCCUUGACGAGAAUUUCGAAGCUCAUGUCGGAGAUUUCGGUUUGGCUAAGGUCAUCGACAUGCCACAGUCGAAAUCCGUCUCAGCCGUCGCUGGAUCAUACGGUUACAUCGCUCCCGAGUAUGCAUACACGAUGAAAGUGACGGAGAAAUGCGAUAUCUAUAGCUUCGGAGUUGUUCUUCUCGAAUUGUUAACCGGGAAGGCUCCGGUUCAGCCGCUGGACCAAGGCGGAGAUUUAGCCACGUGGACUAGAAACCAUAUCAGAGAUCAUUCGUUGACGUCUGAAAUUCUUGAUCCUUAUUUAACCAAGGUAGAAGACGAUGUGAUUCUCGCUCACAUGAUCACGGUGACGAAAGUUGCGGUCCUCUGUACGAAAUCUUCGCCGUCGGAUCGACCGACGAUGAGAGAAGUAGUUUUGAUGUUGAUUGAGUCCGGUGAACGCGCCGGGAAAGUGAUUGUGUCCACCACGUGCGGCGAUUUACCUCCGCCGGUGCCACCGUGAAAGAAAGGUCUUUUAACUAACCUUUUUUUUUGGGCGGCAAAAUUGGUUUCUGUAUAGAUUAAUAUGAUUUGUAUAGUCGCCAUAGAGGAAAUAAUUCAUCUGAUGAAAGAAAAGUGCAUACAUGUAAAAUCAUUCGUCGUAAGCUGGUUGAUUGAAAUAAAGUUAGAAAUUUUUGUUCGUUAGAAAACAAAAAUAAAAAAA
Molecule: messenger RNA, 4104 nt
Organism: Eutrema salsugineum
Lineage: Eukaryota; Viridiplantae; Streptophyta; Magnoliopsida; Brassicales; Brassicaceae
Product: probable leucine-rich repeat receptor-like protein kinase At2g33170
Exons: 4
Coding region: 520-3903 (1127 amino acids)
Biological process (GO): protein phosphorylation
Cellular component (GO): plasma membrane
Molecular function (GO): ATP binding; protein kinase activity; protein binding
Source: RefSeq, a predicted model, not a curated record